CAAGACGACAUCUGACAGUCAUCAGUCAAUCGUUUUCGGUGUAAUCCAACAACAACAACAAUGAAGGGUCUCGCGUAUUCGGUGUGCGUUCUCGGGCUGUGCGCCUACGCGUUUGGCGCGGACGACAAGAAGAAAGAAGAAGACGGCGCCGACAAGACCCAGAACAAGAGAGGCAUCUUCGACCAGGGUUACGGUUACGGUUCCGAAUAUGGCUACGAACACGAGGUGGGCGGCGGCGGCGACUACCACCAUCACGACCACGGUAAGGUCCUUUCCAAAACCAUCAUCAAAGAAAUAGCGCAACCCUACCCCGUCGAGGUCAAGAAACACGUGCCGUACCCCGUCAAGGUGCACGUUCCCGUGGACAGGCCGUACCCCGUGCACGUGCCCAAGCCGUACCCGGUGCACGUGGCCAAACCCGUGCCCUACGAAGUCAAAGUCAAGGUGCCGCAACCGUACACCGUCUACAAGCACGUGCCGUAUCCCGUCAAGGUGCCCGUCGACAAACCGUACCCGGUUCACGUGCCCCAACCCUACACCGUGUACGUCGAGAAGCGCGUCCCGUACGAGGUCAAGAAGCACGUCCCGUAUCCCGUGAAGGUCCCGGUGGACAGGCCAUACACCGUUCACGUGCCCGUCGAGAAACACGUCCCGUAUCCGGUGGACAAACCAGUGCCUUACCCGGUCAAGGUUCCCGUCGACCGCCCUUACCCGGUCACCGUAGAGAAGCACGUCCCGUACCCGGUGGAGAAGCCGGUCCCGUACACAGUCGAGAAGCACGUGCCUUACCCCGUCAAAGUCCCAGUUAAAGUCCAAGUACCAGUUCCUUACGAAGAACACCACGACCAUCACGAAGAACAUCAACCCGAAGAACAGUCUUAUGGAAAAUACGAACAUGAAGAAAGCGGAUAUUAAACAGAUAUUAUUUUAAGACACCUAGUCCUUACCUUGUAUUAAGAUAGAAAUGUAUACUUAUAAAAAAGAAUUUUAUUUUUAUAUGAUUUGAUUUGUGCAUUAUUACGUUUUAAUUUGUACAUAUACUUAUUAAAAAUAUAUUUAAGCAUUUUUUUUUACA
Adelges cooleyi (spruce gall adelgid) is the source of this 1075-nucleotide messenger RNA. RefSeq lists its product as uncharacterized. The record is from RefSeq and is a predicted model, not a curated record. The coding region runs from base 61 to 915 and encodes 284 amino acids. Lineage: Eukaryota; Metazoa; Arthropoda; Insecta; Hemiptera; Adelgidae. The transcript has a single exon.